CGCCGAAAACCGACUCUUCUCGCAAGCUCUGCAGCGAGAGUGCUCAGUUAAAACUCGUGGAGGUGUUCUGAAGAGGUUUGAUCCGUUUCGAAGAGGAUAAUUCUCGAAAUCUGAUCGUUUGCUUCCCUGAUUCUGGAUUCUGGAUACUGAAGACCGAGAGAGAUAGAUGGCGAUACUGUACGCGCUGGUGGCGCGAGGGACGGUGGUUCUGGCGGAGUUCAGCGCGGCAUCGACGAACGCAGGUGCGAUAGGGAAGCAGAUAUUGGAGAAGUUGCCUGGUAACAACGAUGAUAGCCACGUGUCGUACUCUCAGGGUCGGUAUGUCUUCCACGUCAAACGCACCGACGGCCUCACCGUCCUCUGUAUGGCCGACGGUUCCUCCGAAAGGAGAAUUCCGUUUGCGUUUCUGGAAAAUAUCCAUCAGAGAUUUGUGAGGACGUAUGGCCGUGCAAUUCGUUCAGCUCAAGCUUAUUCCAUGAACGAUGAAUUUUCAAGAGUUCUCGGCCAGCAAAUGGAAUACUACUCAAAUGACCCAAAUGCAGAUAGAAUAAUCAGAAUGAAAGGUGAAAUGAGUCAGGUUAGAAAUGUGAUGAUAGAGAAUAUUGAUAAAGUUUUAGAUAGAGGUGAACACUUAGAGUUGCUCGUUGAUAAAACCGUCAAUAUGCGAGGGAACACCUUCUCUUUCAGAAAGCAAGCUCGCCGUUUCAAUAACAGAGUAUGGUGGAGAAAUAUCCAGCUUUUGAUCGUUCUGAUACUUACGCUCUCGGUUCUUGUAUAUGUCGUGGCGGCCUUCGUUUGCCGCGGGCCAGCACUUCCUUCCUGCUUCAAAUAAGUAUUUUUGCAAACAUAAAGAGUUCCAAAAGCAUGGGAAUUGGGAACAUAUGUGGAGGUCAAAGUCUGAGAAAGACCCGCAACAAAACAAGGAG
Messenger RNA from Tarenaya hassleriana, 926 nucleotides. Its product is annotated as vesicle-associated membrane protein 713-like. The record is from RefSeq and is a predicted model, not a curated record. The transcript has 6 exons. Gene Ontology annotation, biological process: vesicle-mediated transport. The coding region runs from base 167 to 832 and encodes 221 amino acids. Gene Ontology annotation, cellular component: membrane. Lineage: Eukaryota; Viridiplantae; Streptophyta; Magnoliopsida; Brassicales; Cleomaceae.